UGGGAGAAGCGCGUUCACGCAUGCAGCGGCGCGCCUCGGAGCGGACGGCGCGUCACGGGGGGGCUGGUCGGUGACACGGGCUGGCACCGGGAGUUAAUGAAUCCGAGAGUAAGUAGCGGAAUGUACCGGUCUGUGAUCUUCGACGCUGCCGGCUAGCACCUUGCUCACCGCUGCCAUGGUACGUCUUACAGACGGAGCAGUAGUGACACCUCGGCGCUUUAGAGCGAACGAUUCUUUGGAUGGUUCUUCUUAUUAGCGGACUCUAGUCAUCCGGACCCGGGAGGGGACCACAGGACGGACGGACAUGGAGAAGGGGGUCCGAGGGAAGCCGGGAGCGCGUCGGGAGAAGAGCUCUAAGAACGGGAAGCUGUUCCGGAGGAGAUCGUUCCGGUUCGUCGGGGGCUUCAUGAACAAGAUCAUGAGAACUUUGGGAACUUUAUCGCACUUUGGAGGAGACAUGGACGACGGGAGGCGGGAGACGGAGGAUGAUGACGGGGGGUUCCGGGAUGGGACCCCCUGCACCCUCCUGGCCAACUCCGGGAAGAUGUUGAGGGAGGAGGAUCCACCGGGGGGGCCGGGGGACCAGCUCCUCAAGAAGACCUGCACCACCACCACGACCGCCACCUCGGGGUCCCACCGGUCCUCGGGGCGGGAGAAGCUGUUCUGGUACUACGGGGACCAGACACCCGGGGUCCUGGGGCUGAAGAACCACGGGAACACCUGCUUCAUGAACGCCGUCGUCCAGUGCCUGAGCAACACCGACCUGCUGGCCGAGUACCUGGGCCUGGAGCGGUACAAGACGGACCUGGGUCCUGGGGGGCUGGGGGACGGGCCGGGGGGUCAGGAGGGGACCAGGACCGGGGAGGUGACUGAGCACCUGGCGCUGCUGGUCCGCGCGCUCUGGACCCUCGACUACACCCCGCAGCUGUCCGUGGGCUUCAAGUCCACCGUGUCCAAGCACGGCUCCCAGUUCCGGGGGAACUCUCAGCACGACGCCCUGGAGUUCCUGCUCUGGCUGCUGGACCGCGUGCAUGAGGACGUCCACCUGCCGCCCUACAGCAACAACAACAACAGCCUCCAGGCCCCGCCCACGGGCCCUGGUGGACCUGAGGCCGACCCACCUGCCGACCCGACCCAGCCACAGUGUGUCCCGCCCGGGGAGAGCCACAGCUUCGUCCAGGACCACUUCCAGGCCCAGUACAAGUCGUCUCUGACCUGCCCCCACUGUCUGAAGCAAAGCAACACCUUCGACCCCUUCCUCUGCAUCUCGCUGCCCAUCCCCCUCCGCCACACCAGGCCACUGUGCGUCACCCUGGUGUUCAGCACGCGGGGCCAGCGGUACCUGCGUGUGGGGCUCUCUGUGCCGCUGCAGGGCUCCCUGGCCGGCCUGCGGAGGAUGGUUGCUGACGAGGGACACAUCUCCCCCGACCAGGUCAUCCUGACAGAGAUCUACUCCAGCGGGUUUCAGAGGUCGUUCUUCGACGAGGACGACCUGACCUGCAUUGCCGACAAUGAUGUCAUCUACGCCUUUCAGGCUCCGCCCCUUUACAUCAGAGCGGGAUCCGCAAGGGUCUCAGGGUACCACCACAGCCUGCCGUCCUCGCCCUUCUCCUCUGGUCCUGAAGGUCAAAGGUUACCCCCGUCGGGCACGCUGUCGUCUGAGUUCCUGAACCAAGGCGGCCCCGCCCGCAUCCUGCUGCUGGUCUGCAACGCCGCGCAGAACGUCAGGUUCGGGCCUCCCUUCCUGAUGCGUGAGGACCGCUCUAUCUCCUGGGACCAGCUGCAGCAGAGUGUCCUCAGUAAGCUGUAUUACCUGAUGAUCAACGGAGCGCAGGCUCAGAACGCCCGAGUGUUGUUCAACGUCCGCGUCGUGGGCGGGGCCUCUAGCUCAGGACCCUACUGCUACCUGUCGCCGCAGGAUGGCCGGCCCCUCUACCACCCCGCCGUGGAGCGGGCUCUGAGGCAAUGCGGGUCGGGGGGCCCCCCCCAUGUCAAGCUGAUCAUCGAGUGGGAGCCCCGAGUCAAAGACUGCCUGUUCGGGAACAUCCAGGAGGAGGUGGUGAAGGACGCGGAGAGCGUGCGCGGCCAGCAGCAGCAGCACGUCCAGCAGCUCAGCUGCUCUCUGGACGAGUGCUUCUCCCUCUACACCAAGGAGGAGCAGCUGGCCCCUGACGAUGCGUGGCGCUGCCCCCACUGCCAGCAGCUGCAGCAGGGCGUGGUCCAGAUGAGCCUGUGGACGCUGCCCGACAUCCUCAUCCUGCACCUCAAGCGCUUCCGGCAGGCUGCCGAGCGCCGCACCAAGCUCACCACGCUGGUGUCCUUCCCCUUGGCCGGCCUGGACAUGGCGCCCCACGUGGUCAAGAGGAGCCGCGGCCAAUCCGCUGCCAGCACGGCCCUGCCCGACCCCGCCCCCGCCAACUACCUCUACGACCUGUACGCCGUGUGCAACCACCAGGGUGGGCUGCAUGGCGGCCACUACACAGCGUUCUGCAGGAACUCGGUGGACGGCCAGUGGUACAGCUACGACGACAGCAGUGCCGAGCCCGCCCCCCACGGGGAUGUGGUGACUCGUGGCGCCUACAUCCUCUUCUACCAGCGCCGCAACACGGUGCCACGCUGGUCUGCCAGCUCCUCCACCUCAGGGUCCACCAGCUCCUCAGCGUCGGACCACUGGCUGUUGCGGCUCCGGGAGAGCAGCCAGAGAGACAGCCUGGGCUCGGCCGGGUCGCUUGGGGCCCCCCCGGGACCCCUGCCCCCCGCCGACUCCCCUGAGCUGCCGGUAUUCAGAGAGGAGUCCUCCAGACCAGCAGAGACCAGCCCCGCCCCGGAGCCGUCCACACCGCAGGGGUUCCGGGGGCCACGGGUCCGGUCCCUCAGUAUGAGGUCUCCCACCCGGACCCGGGAGGCCCUGAGCAAAGUCCUGCCGCUGCGCUGGUCCCUGGGGGCCCGGGAGCGCUCCAGACCCCCCCAGACCCCCGCCCAGACCCCCGUCCCGCUGGUGGAGUACCUGGAGUCCGGGCGUCGUCCGCGCUGCUCCAGGGAGCCCAUCGCCGCCCUGGUGGCCACGCCCCCUCUUGCCGUGAGGGGCGUGGCCUCAGAGGGGGGGUGGGGGGAGCCGGGCUGUGGCCCCGGUGGGGGGGACGGAGGGGGAAGCCCCUCUCCCCGCAGACCGGAGGGGCAGAGCAGAGCGGGGGGGUCUGAGAGGACCCCCAAGAUCCCGGAGGAGCCGGGCUGGCCCCGCCCGCCCCGGGACCCGGGCCGGGACCCGGGCCGGGCCGCGGACCCCCAGCUGAGAGGGGCCAUUCUGGGGGGCCACGUGAGCCACAGCACCCCCCCGAGCCGGGACUCCACCCUGCGGCGGUCCAGAGCCCACAUGGGCCCCGCGGGGCCCCCCCUCCAGACGGGCCCCCCAGGGCCCCCCCUGCAGAGGGACCUGCUCCACGCCGCGCUUGACAGGAAGCAGCGGAGCCAGGAGAUCCUGCUGUCCCCCCUCAGACCCCCCUCCAUGCGGCGAGACGCCCCCCGUGGCGGCCCCCCCCCCACGGCGGUGGAGAGCCUGAUCCGGGCCAGUGGGCCCCCAGGCCGGGCCCCCGGCGGGCUCCUGACCCAGCUGUCGCUGUCCAACGGCACGCUAAGCGGCGGCGAAGAAGCCCGCGGCGGCAUUCAGGCCCGCGGGACGACCCAGACGCACCGUCACCACGGCGACAACCCCGCCGCUGACAUCACGCGCACCCUCAGCUCCAGCAGCCUCCCGGGGGGGCCAGAACAGAGCCUGCGGCACUGCACCUCGCUGCAGCGGAGCGGGGAGCUCGGCCUCCACCCCCUCCAGCCCCUCCACCCCCUGCAGCACCACCCCCUCCAGCACCAGCCCCUCCACCCCCUGCAGCAUCACCCCCUGCAGCACCACCAGCACCUGCUCCGCCGCUUGGCGGAGAAGCCAGGCUGCGAGCCACUCCCGAGGACCCAGUACAGCACCACCUCCCUGGGCCGGCAGGGCCCCGGCCUGGGGGUCCGGUUCUGAGCCCCCCCUGUUCCUGUUGGGGGCCCGGCUCUGCUCUGAUCUCCACCUCAGAGCUCCAGUGGAGCGGGAAGGCUCCAGGCUCCAUGUCCCAGGUCAAGGUUUCGAAGGUUCUGAACCUGGAAUGUCGGACCCCCACUGGGACCUCUUUCUCAGGGGACCGGUUUGGGGGUGCAGUCCAGAAUCACAGGUCCUGUGAACUAGAGUUGGCCAGAGGUUUUCUAAUGAGACUUUUUGAGCAAGGACACGUUCACUAGCGUCUCCUGGUGGAAUGAAUAUUCACUAACACCUUUCUAUGUGUGUCAUAGUCACAGCCUAUUGUUUAUGCAUGACUUUAAUGUCUGGUUGGCUUGGAUUUAAGUAGGGGUAAAUAUGGUUGAAGAGAGAUCAGAGAGUGUCCAAAGUGCCUUUGAGCAGGAGAAUUAAGAGGGGGGCUCUCCUUCCUCCUUUUCAAGCUGCCAAUCAUGUUCCCAGACAUAAAGAGCCCAGCCAAGGGCUCUGACCACUUUCUCCUCGUUUCCUUGAGGAUCAAGUAAUACAAGACCACCAAUGGAGGGAGACAGUGACGGAGAGAGACGGGGAGAGAAAGUCUUAUUGAGUCAAAAUACCUCAGCCCCCUGACUGGCUGGGGGCAGGGACUUCUUCAGACAUGAAAGUGCUGCUUUCAGAGAGCAGAACCGGGAUGAAUUAGUCAUUCCCCUCCGACGGCCCUAAACCAGUCACCACAGGGGCGGCUGAUUGGCUGAGUGCCACUGGGGAGGACGAGAGGGUGCUGAAUGAGGUGGAAAUUAAGGAUGAAUGUAUUGUUCUGCCCGUGCUAUCUGGGGGGGCAUCAGGGCAGGCAGGCAGGACGCUGUCAGCUCAUUACCCUGCGGCCCGCCUGUCUCACUAUUGGACUCUUUUCUGCACUAGAAUGGUGUCUGAAGAUUUGAGCUUUUCUGUUCUCAUUUAUCCGUUACUUUGUAUUGUUGCAAGUGCCUCUCAGACAACCAAUAAUGAUAACAACUGUUGCCAUCAGUCCUCGGCCAGACCACCUGAGCCCAUCGCCUAGACAUCCUGAUCCCCCAGACCAUCUGACCCUGACCACGUGACCUGACCCAGACCCCCGGAACCAGACCUGACCCACCAGACCCACACCUGAACCCCCAGAAAGAUGAAACAUCAGGCUGUCCACUCUUUUCAUUUACCGAAAUAAUCAUUCUUGAAUUUUUGUCGGAACCAGGCAGCAUAUAACAAAUUACUUUUCAAAAAAUAUGUUCAAAAAUACUGGUAAAGCUAGAAAGGAAAUAUUUUAAAGAGCAGUUGUUUAUCUCAAAUAAAAUAACUUCAAAUUGGUUUGAAAAUA
Messenger RNA from Gadus morhua (Atlantic cod), 5363 nucleotides. RefSeq names its product ubiquitin specific peptidase 43b (gene usp43b). The coding region runs from base 305 to 4021 and encodes 1238 amino acids. The transcript is spliced from 15 exons. Gene Ontology annotation, biological process: protein deubiquitination. Lineage: Eukaryota; Metazoa; Chordata; Actinopteri; Gadiformes; Gadidae. Gene Ontology annotation, molecular function: cysteine-type deubiquitinase activity. The record is from RefSeq and is a predicted model, not a curated record.